CGCCGGCCGCAGCCUCAACGACUCGUGGGCCUUCUACAAGUCGUUCUCGCCGUCCGACGUGCUCACGGCGCAGACGCUCUUCAUUACGCCCACCAAGAGCGUGUUCACCAUCGAUAGCCGCACCUCCCAGAUUCUCAUGUGGAACGACAUGGCCGCCGACCUGCUGGGCUACUCGGGCGCCGAGCUCAGCCAGCUGCGGCUGAAGGAGCUGUUCGUGGCGGCUGAGAGCCGGCCCCGCAUGGAGGAGGCGCACCUCAGCUCCGAGGGCAGCGUCGUCGUGUUCGCCGGCAACGUGGUGGAGGUCAUGACGAAGCGGGGUGACGUCAUCCCCGUGUCGUUAUGGCUGCGCAAGAUCGAGACGAGCAGCGCCGAGCGUCGCUGCGUCGCCGUGCUGGAGCCGGUGCAGCGGAAGACCGUGCAGAUGACGUGUGAUCGGUUUGGCCGUCUGUCGGACGUGUCGGGCUGCGUCAGUGACCUGUUCAGCCAGGAGCCGGACGAGUUUAUCGGCCUGAAGGUGACCCACUUCAUUCCGUCCCUGAAGCUGCCGUCGGACCUGCCCACCGUGCCCAAGGAGCUGCGCGUGCAGGAGGUGACGGCCAAGCGGCUGGACGGCAGCAGCUUCCCGGUCAGCGUGCGGCUGGCGGCGGCGCCGCCGUCGGCUGACGCCCCCGUCCACAGCGUGUCGUUACGCGUGCACGCCUACACCAGUCUUAUGGGACUUGUAGUCAUGGACGAGCACCUGAAGAUCAGAAACUACAACCAUAAUUUUAUAUCACUGACGGUCGGUUACGAGAAGGGCGCACUCAUCGGCAAGGUGUUCUGUCCGUGCUCUGUGCUGGGCUGUGGCGGCUCGGCGGCGCUGACCGACGUGCCCGCCGCGCGCAGGACAUCCCGCGAGCUCAUCCCCACCUUCGAGGAGGACAUGGAGAUGCUGGACAGCGAUGACGAGUCGCUGGCGCUGCCGCCGCUCGACAUCACCUACGACCUGUGCACGGUGGGCCUGGACGACGACAGCAUCGUGUAUUGCCUGUGGGUCGGCCAGGACCGGCCCGAGCCGCGCGACUCGCUGCUCUCCGGUGACCUGUCGGCCGGAGUGGCUCACUUCAGCCUGGGACAGGUGGGCACGGCCGGCCGCUACUACACCACCAUCCAGCAGAUCGGCAAGGGCGCCUUCGGCUUCGUCAAGCUUGGGUACCGCAACGGCGACCGCAUGCUGGUGGUCACCAAGUUCAUCCGUCCUCGGCUGCUCUCGAUGCUCCACCACCGGCACAUCAUCCGCGUGGUCGACCUGUACGAGAACGAGCAGUACCUGCAGAUGGUGAUGGAGCGGCACGGCUGCAUGGACCUGUUCGAGUUCAUUGACCGCGACCCGGCCAUGGACGAGCCGCUCGCCAGCUACAUCUUCCGUCAGAUUUGCUCGGCGCUGGAGCACCUGCACUCGCUGGAGAUCCUGCACCGUGACGUCAAGGACGAGAACGUCAUCAUCGACUCGACGUUCCACGUCAAGCUGAUCGACUUCGGCUCGGCCAC
Molecule: messenger RNA, 1530 nt
Organism: Pollicipes pollicipes
Lineage: Eukaryota; Metazoa; Arthropoda; Thecostraca; Pollicipedomorpha; Pollicipedidae
Product: PAS domain-containing serine/threonine-protein kinase
Biological process (GO): negative regulation of glycogen biosynthetic process; intracellular signal transduction; protein phosphorylation
Cellular component (GO): cytosol; cytoplasm; nucleus
Molecular function (GO): protein serine/threonine kinase activity; ATP binding
Source: RefSeq, a predicted model, not a curated record